AUGGAGUUUGAUCUUGAGGACCCUCUGCCACCUUCUAAUGAAAACUUCCCCUCACUGUUUAAAAUGGAGAUUGAUCAAAUGCCCUCCAAGACUUAUUCUCAGGCCUUCACCUCACAAGCUUCUGCUAACCUCUCUGUUCGCCAUGAAAUGGAUGGAAAGCUGUGGAUUUUUCGUCUAGUGGCAAUUGCUUGCGUCUCGUUAGCACUGAAAAUGAGGAAAACAGAGUUCUCUGUUUUUGACCUUAUUCAAGAUGGAGGCUUCAUGUUUGAUUCGGCCACGAUCCAACGGAUGGAAAUGCUUAUUCUCGGAGCUUUAAAAUGGCGCAUGAGAUCUGCAAAUCCAUUUUGUUUUAUGAACUAUUUCAUUACAUUCUUAAAGUCCAACAACAAGCCUUCCGUUGAGCAACUGAAGCAAAGGGCCACCGAGAUUAUCUUGAAAGCGCAAAAUGACGUCAAAUUGCUCAAGUUCAAGCCGUCAAUUAUCUCAGCUUCGGCCCUUCUGUGUGCCGUUAAUGAUCUGUCCCCAUUUCAGUUCCCAUCCUUUAGAAAUGCUGUUUGCAGCUGUUCUUAUGUAGAUAAGGAGGAUUUUCUGCUGUGUUAUGAACAUAUACAAGAAGUAGCAACUGAAGGUUACGAGUCGUUGUGGGCCCGGACAUCGAGUUCCUGCACACCUGUCAACGUGCUGGACGUGCACGUUUUGAGCUCUUCGAUUUCAGGCUCGAAAAGCAGUAAAUAAAAAUGCUGGUGAAAAUUUGGCUUGCCUGGAAAAUGAUAGAUAGAUAAUGUGAAUAAGAAAAGGGGCUUAUUUGAGGAAGAUAAGGUGUCUCUGUGUGUGUGUGUGUGUUUUGAUGGUUGAAUUUAAGGUUAGUCCGGACAAAAUCCAGUAUUGUCUUAGUUAGGUUUGGUAAAUUAAUUCUAAUUUGCUGUUGAAAAAGCGGGGUUUUAUGAAUCUAAGUCGCCAUCGUUUUCUACUUUUC
Messenger RNA from Striga asiatica, 976 nucleotides. The record is from the annotation of a GenBank genome assembly. Lineage: Eukaryota; Viridiplantae; Streptophyta; Magnoliopsida; Lamiales; Orobanchaceae.